Molecule: messenger RNA, 1680 nt
Organism: Musa acuminata AAA Group (dessert banana)
Lineage: Eukaryota; Viridiplantae; Streptophyta; Magnoliopsida; Zingiberales; Musaceae
Product: glycerate dehydrogenase
Exons: 13
Coding region: 296-1441 (381 amino acids)
Cellular component (GO): cytosol
Molecular function (GO): NAD binding; glyoxylate reductase (NADPH) activity; hydroxypyruvate reductase [NAD(P)H] activity
Source: RefSeq, a predicted model, not a curated record
UUUGGGUACAUCGCUCCCUUAUCUCGCCUUGCUUCGUCGAACGAGCGGUGCAAAUAACAGUGGAACGAAGCUUCUUCCAUCGAGGGACCCGCAGUUUGCCCUUUCUCUCCCUCUUCCUAUCAGUUCAUCCGGCCAUGAAUCGAUAUGAACCAAGCAACAUUACUCGAUGAGCUUGUAAAAGAAGAUAAGAGCUCGAUCGCAAAUUCUCAAGACCUCCCCUUACCGAGCUAUAUAAUUAAGAAGCCAAAAUAUAGCAGCAGUUCCACUCUCCCCACUUCUCAAGUCUCAACCGAAGAUGGCGAAGCCGAUAUCGAUCGAAGUCUGGAAUCCCAGUGGCAAGUACAGAGUUGUCAGCACCAAAUCCAUGCCCGGAACUCGUUGGAUUCGCCUCUUGACAGACCAAGACUGCCGCGUCGAGAUAUGCACUGAGAAGAAAACUAUACUGUCCGUGGAGGACAUUCUCGCACUCAUCGGCAACCGAUGCGACGGAGUAAUUGGACAGUUAACAGAGGACUGGGGAGAGGUGCUGUUCUCGGCGCUGAAGAGAGCUGGAGGAUCUGCGUUCAGCAACAUGGCAGUCGGGUACAAUAAUGUCGAUAUCAACGCUGCUAACAAGUACGGUAUUGCCGUCGGGAACACCCCAGGGGUUCUUACAGAAACAACGGCUGAAUUAGCUGCUUCACUUUCACUGGCAGCUGCCAGAAGAAUAGUGGAAGCAGAUCAGUUCAUGAGGGCGGGCUUGUACGACGGAUGGCUUCCCCACUUGUUCGUCGGAAACUUGCUGAAGGGGCAGACAGUGGGAGUAAUCGGAGCUGGCCGUAUUGGUUCUGCAUAUGCCAGGAUGAUGAUUGAGGGCUUCAAGAUGAACCUGAUAUACUACGAUCUGUAUCAAGCCACACGGCUAGAGAAGUUCGUCACAGCAUAUGGACAGUUCUUGGAGGCAAAUGGUGAACAACCUGUUACAUGGAAAAGAGCUGCUUCCAUGGAGGAAGUUCUCAGAGAAGCUGAUGUGAUAAGUCUUCAUCCAGUUUUGGAUAAGACUACAUAUCAUCUUGUAAACAAAGAGAGUCUGGCCAUUAUGAAGAAGGAAGCAAUCCUUGUGAAUGCAAGCAGAGGACCAGUGAUUGAUGAAGCUGCUUUGGUUGAACAUCUGAAGGCAAAUCCAAUGUUCCGAGUUGGGCUCGAUGUUUUCGAGGAUGAACCUUUCAUGAAACCUGGACUUGCUGAACAGAAGAAUGCUGUUGUUGUGCCACAUAUUGCCUCUGCCUCCAAGUGGACGCGUGAAGGAAUGGCAACACUUGCUGCUUUAAAUGUUCUUGGAAAGAUAAAAGGAUACCCAAUUUGGGGUGAUCCGAACCGGGUUGAACCAUUCUUGGAUGAGAACUCUCCAGCUCCUACCGCAUGUCCAAGCAUUGUCAACGCCAAACAACUUGGUAUUUGAGCCUGCCCAGUUCCAAACUUUGAUGGCAGAAGAACAUGCAAAUUGAGAUGAAGACUGUGUGUGUCACAUAGAGCAAUGCAUAAAUAUGAAAUCUUGUGGAUCCUUACAAUCCUAUGAUGUAUAAUUUGCAUUCGCUGACUAAGUCUUGCUUACUUGCAUAUGCGCUUAAAAAUCCUUCUUGGUCAUGAAAUGCUUGUUAAACAUUAUAAUAACAAUGAUAAAGUCACAUGUCUCUUUUA